This is a messenger RNA of Etheostoma spectabile (orangethroat darter), 2755 nucleotides long. RefSeq names its product glycoprotein endo-alpha-1,2-mannosidase-like protein. The record is from RefSeq and is a predicted model, not a curated record. The coding region runs from base 549 to 1883 and encodes 444 amino acids. The transcript has 4 exons. Gene Ontology annotation, molecular function: alpha-mannosidase activity. NCBI's taxonomy places the organism in Eukaryota, Metazoa, Chordata, Actinopteri, Perciformes, Percidae.
AUCUACACAUAGCGGACUGUCUAUAGGAGAAACUAACCACGGUGGCUGGAAAACGCCUGUGUCCGGCGUCAGGUGGAUGGAUCCGGCUUCUGGACGGGACUCAGCAGCCUGCUGGAGGACUGGCAUUUUGGAGAUCGGUCAUCAGAGUGAAGCGUCUUGUUGGGAACAACAUCGGGAACAUCCACGCGGUUACAGCAUCAAAUAGACCUACGACAUUUCCAUCAGAUCUCCCAGUUUGAAGGGAGAUCCAGCAGAUCUCCCUAUAAACCAAUACGCAGUUUAGCACAAUGCAAAACACGGAGCUGCAGAAGAAUUAAAAAGUUAGGUCUGCUGCGACUGGACUGCAAUCAUGUAGCCACUUUUUAAUUAUGAAUUCAGAAGGAUAAGUCGUUUGCAGUUGCUAUGCAGGACACUUUGAAGAGUAGCUCGUAGGUUGUGAGGUGAACUCAGACGGGGAAACCAGAAACAGGACAGAGAGAGGUUUAUUUACGUUUCCUGUCGCCGUGUCGCGUCUACGACGUUCGCAUCUUCUGCCACUCUAGCUAAACAUGGCAAGACUACGGAGGAAAGCUUGCAUAGCCCUGUUUCUCUUUACACUAUUCAUCUUUUGGACCAUGAUGGGACUGAGGACACUAAAGCCUAGCGACGGCUUCUCGGAUCUGGCUCCGGGCUUGGACCUCCUGCCGAUGGUAUCGGGGAAAAUGGACCGGCGCUCCGUGUCCCGUGACACCACCGCGUCCCCGGGUCAAGCCCAUCCGGCUGGCAGCAACACCAAAGCAGUUUUGUCCAACUCUGGCCCCGAGGGGACAAUAUUUUAUGAUGUUCAUAUUUUUUACUAUAGCUGGUACGGCAACCCACAUAUGGAUGGCAAAUACAUUCAUUGGGACCACAUCCUUGUUCCGCACUGGGACCCCAAAAUCGCAUCAAGCUACCCGAGAGGAAGACACAUGCCUCCUGAGGACAUCGGCUCCAGUUUCUACCCCGAACUUAAUCCGUACAGUUCGAGGAGCCCGGAGGUGUUGGAGUCCCACAUGGAGCAGAUCGGGGCAUCUGCAGCAGGGGUUCUGGUCCUGUCGUGGUAUCCUCCCGGCUUGGCUGACGACAAUGGUGAACCCACUGAGGAUUUGGUACCAGCUGUACUGGAUGCCGCAUACAGACACAACCUCAAGGUUGCAUUUCACAUCCAACCAUACAGAGGACGAAACGACCAGAGUGUGCAUGACAACAUCAAGUACAUCAUUGACAGGUACAGUGAACAUGGAGCCUUCUACAAGUUUAGCUCCAGCACAGGGAAAAGUCUUCCCCUAUUCUACAUCUAUGACUCCUACCUGACUCCUCCUGAGUCCUGGUCUGAAUUCUUGACUCCCACAGGCUCCCAUAGCGUGCGCGGCUCAGCCUAUGACGCCAUCUUCAUUGCCCUGAUUGUGGAGGAGCGUCACAAGCACGACAUCCUCGCAGGUGGCUUUGAUGGCAUGUACACUUACUUUGCUUCCAACGGUUUCUCCUUCGGCUCCUCUCACCAGAACUGGAAGGCCAUCAAAGCUUUUUGUGACGGCAACAAUCUCCUCUUCAUCCCCAGCGUCGGACCUGGUUAUAUCGACACCAGCAUCCGGCCGUGGAACAACCACAACAUGCGCAACAGGGUGAACGGUCGUUACUAUGAGACGGCCCUGCAGGCAGCGCUGAAUGUGAGGCCAGACGUUGUCACUAUUACAUCUUUUAAUGAAUGGCACGAGGGGACACAGAUAGAGAGGGCGAUGCCCAAAAAAACGGUGACCCGUGUGUACUUGGACUAUCAGCCACAUGGACCCGAUCACUACCUGGAGUUGACCCGCCGCUGGGCAGAGGAGUUCAACAAAGAGAAGGAGCAGUGGCUCAUGUGAGCUUUUAUUGAUCAGACUUGAAACAGCAUGCACAAGUGUGUGUACACAUAAAGGAGAAGAAACAAAAGAGAGAGAAAUGAAUGUAGAGAUCAGUUAUUAUUAAAAGGUUAUUCUGGGGAAUUUGUUCCAUUGACAGCCCAGAGUCCUUGAAUGGGUCAAAUGGUCUUUGUUCACUUAAUGCAACUUAAUGGAUUGUCUCAAACACGGCGAGAAAACUGUCACCACAUAAUUGAAUGACCUGAGACGUAGCCCACGUAUAAUCCUUGUUUCCUUCUCUGCAGUUUAAUAAUAUAUUUGAUUACAAUGGCCAGACACUCAUGGUUUUGCAUUCAUUCACAAUUGGCUGUCAAGUCGAAUGAGACCCUAAUAUUGAUCUUUGAAAGCAAAUGCUUAUUUUGUAAUAGGUAAAACUAUUGCUUAAAGAGUAAAAUGUGUUAUUUUGUUACACAUUUUGGUUUGACACAACAUUUUCAGUAGGAUGUUGUAUCAUUUGGGAUUUGUUGCUAACCAACAAAGGCAUUCAGUGUCAGAGUAUGUUAAUCUAUUUAGCAAAGUAAAGCAAGUCAGACAGGUUGUUAAAGUAUAGGAACUCUAAACUUGGCCUUAAGGUUGUUGCGUGUAAUUCCCUUUAAGGAAAGCCACAUUCAUGUCGGGCACACACAAGCUUCUGUCACUUAACCAAAAACAACAGAAUCAGAAGUUAAAAAGUUAGGAUUGAGGCUCAAUGUUUGAGUGUCUGAAUAAAACUGUACCACUUGCUAGAUCACUUUGCUUUAUCUUUGUGUGAUUUCAAUUGAUAAAAUCCUACUGUCUAUUGAAGUAAAAAGUACUUUCACUUUUAAGAAUAAAACUAUGCUAUUUGGUUAUGAAGG